This is a messenger RNA of Meyerozyma guilliermondii ATCC 6260, 810 nucleotides long. Its product is annotated as Elongator subunit. Bases 1 to 810 code for a protein of 269 amino acids. Lineage: Eukaryota; Fungi; Ascomycota; Pichiomycetes; Serinales; Debaryomycetaceae. Gene Ontology annotation, biological process: tRNA wobble uridine modification. The record is from RefSeq and is a predicted model, not a curated record. The transcript has a single exon. Gene Ontology annotation, cellular component: elongator holoenzyme complex.
AUGUCUUCAGAGCCACAAGGUCUCCAACUAUUAGUUGGGUCCAAUCUACUUCCUGACGACCUCUUGAAUGAUUCGAAUUCGUAUUUGAGCAUAAUUUCGUAUUUGCAAGGAACGUCACCAUCAUGGUUAGUGAACUCAAUAAUCGAAAAUACACUUAGAGGCACUGCUACCGUUGUCAAUUCGGACUUGCUGACUAUCGUUCCGAACCGUAAGCGAGUUGUUUUGGCUUCUUUCAUGAACACAGGUGAUUUCUAUGUGAGCGGUACCAAGAAAAAUGGAUUGAAUUUGGAUCGAGAGGCCAAUUAUCAAUUCGUAGACUGCUUUACUGAUCUCUUUUCAAACUUGAUCAAGAACCCCACGAAUGCACUGGCUGAAUGUAGCACCAUAUUUGACAGCAUUAAAGCCAAGAUACACUCUCAUGACACCGUGGUUAUACUAGAAGGGAUUGACAUUCUACUUUCUGGUACUGACAUUAACCCCAAUGAGUUACUUCAACAUUUAUUUCAGAUAAAUAAAAAAUGCUGCCAGUUAUUUGUGGUGUUUCCUCAUGAUAUGCCACAGGUUAUAAAUCCUACAGCUAUGAACCCUAAUGAUCCAGCCUACAAAUCAGCGGAAUUUUUGUUCAAAUUGCAUCACAGAUCAAGUAUGAAUAUCCUCGUUCAACCAUUGCCAACAGGAAGAGCUAGUGACUUAACAGGCUCAUUAUCCAUAUCAAAGGGACCAGUACCCUACACAUGUACAAGUGUUUUGGAACGCGAGUACACUUUUAACGUUUUAAAAGACUCGACCGUCAAAUUGUAUUAUAGAUAA